Molecule: messenger RNA, 1651 nt
Organism: Daldinia decipiens
Lineage: Eukaryota; Fungi; Ascomycota; Sordariomycetes; Xylariales; Hypoxylaceae
Product: NAD(P)-binding protein
Exons: 4
Coding region: 504-1346 (280 amino acids)
Molecular function (GO): oxidoreductase activity
Source: RefSeq, a predicted model, not a curated record
UAUACCUUCCUAGAGGUUGGCAAUUCGGUACUUCACGCGGGUCCGAAGUAAUAUAUGCCAAGUAGUCACAUUACAUAUUUAGAUAUAUUCAAAGGUCCAGUUAGACGACCUAAGUUACAAAUCUCCUUCGGACUUCGAUAUAAUUUAAUAAUGUACGGUGCUCCGGACCUCGCGCUCGCGUGUCGAUGGAUGCCGAUGUAACAGCAUGAACUUAAAAUGCGCCGUCAACAUAUUCCCCUUUCUGGUACUACGAUGUCCGAUACAUUUCGGUGUCUCUCCAACAUGGUCCGAAACCUGCCCUUGGGGUUGGAACUGUGUGCGCCCACAGAAGGGAUCAAGACAGACGCCUCUUAUAUAUAGCAAACGUCCACCCUUUGGAGUUGUCUAGACUGUCUUCAUUUCUCCAACAUCUCAUCCUCACAAGCCCUUUUAGAAGCCUACCCUCAUACCGUCUUUAUAACGACUAUACCCUCACUUUAUAUCAACUAGCCCCAAUAUUCAACAUGCCUAGCGCUACCAACCAAACGAGCAAGUACGAUGCUAUCCCGGGCCCCCUUGGUCUUGCAUCUGCCUCUCUCGAGGGCAAGGUAGCUCUCGUUACCGGUGCUGGACGCGGUAUUGGUCGGGAGAUGGCUCUUGAACUUGGACGCCGCGGCGCCAAGGUCAUUGUGAACUACGCCAACAGCACGCAGUCAGCUGAGGAGGUCGUGCAGGCCAUCAAGAAGGGUGGCUCCGAUGCCGUAUCGAUUAAGGCCAACGUGUCCGACGUGGACCAAAUCGUGCAACUUUUCGACCAAGCCGUCAAGGUCUGGGGUAAGCUCAACAUUGUAUGCUCCAACAGCGGUGUCGUAUCGUUCGGUCAUGUCAAGGAUGUCACUCCGGAAGAGUUCGACCGUGUAUUCACUGUCAACACUCGAGGACAGUUCUUCGUCGCGCGCGAAGCCCACAAGCACCUCGAGGUUGGCGGUCGCCUCAUCCUGAUGGGCAGCAUCACGGGUCAGGCCAAGGGCGUCCCGAAGCACGCCGUUUACUCCGGUAGCAAGGGUGCCAUCGAGACUUUCGUCCGCUGCAUGGCCGUCGACUUUGGCGACAAGAAGAUCACCGUCAACGCCAUCGCGCCCGGUGGUAUCAAGACCGAUAUGUACCAAGCUGUAUGCCGAGAGUACAUCCCUGGUGGUGACAAGCUGAGCGACCCGGAGGUUGACGAGUUCGCCGCCACGUGGUCGCCUCUUGGCCGUGUUGGCCUUCCCAUCGAUAUCGCCCGCGUUGUCUGCUUCUUGGCAUCCCAAGACGGCGAGUGGGUAAACGGAAAGGUCAUCGGUAUCGACGGCCAUGCCAUGAUGUAAAUAAGAUGCUACUUUGUUGUCGCAUGUCACAUACACAUAUCUCCUUAGCCGGCACUCAACCGCCAACCGCAGAUACGUACGGCCUAACGCAUCACUACUAUGUAUCAUCGAAGGAAGCUACUGCACGUCCUAGGUGCAAAUCUUUCACCGAAAGGCUGGCAGCGGUAAGGCACGGCAUGUCUUGUCUUGUCAGGUGGUUAUUACAUGGUCAUAAACAUACAUACGGUUGGAUGGAUGUAAGCUAAAUGGGAUUUCUCAGGAGUACCAUAUAGAGUGAAAAAUACCUAUACACUACGGAUUGACUA